This is a messenger RNA of Solea solea (common sole), 992 nucleotides long. RefSeq names its product hairy-related 5 (gene her5). The record is from RefSeq and is a predicted model, not a curated record. Gene Ontology annotation, cellular component: nucleus. NCBI's taxonomy places the organism in Eukaryota, Metazoa, Chordata, Actinopteri, Pleuronectiformes, Soleidae. The transcript has 3 exons. The coding region runs from base 237 to 854 and encodes 205 amino acids. Gene Ontology annotation, biological process: regulation of transcription by RNA polymerase II; anterior/posterior pattern specification; regulation of neurogenesis. Gene Ontology annotation, molecular function: DNA-binding transcription factor activity, RNA polymerase II-specific; protein dimerization activity; RNA polymerase II cis-regulatory region sequence-specific DNA binding.
UUGUUCUCUGGUCUCUUUAUGUUCACUUUACAGAGUGCGAAAUAAAUAAUACCAAGUCUUUCAGGGAAUUCAGUUCAAUUCUCCUCAUUGUCACAGUCGCUGGUUGAUUGGAAAGGCGUGGGUGUGGGCGUGUCCAACCGGGGUGUGGUCGUGUGCAAAGAAAUCAACAAAUUCUAACAAGAACGCAAACGUGUGCCAUGUUCACUUUGGAUCCACAGUGAGGACAAACAGACAUCAUGAAGGCUUUAUCUUCACCAGAGUCUCCCAGGAAGAGAUCCAUGAGAAAGGUGCCCAAACCUCUGAUGGAGAAGCGCAGACGGGAGCGCAUCAACCACAGUCUGGAGACACUGAGACGUCUGAUGAUGGAGAACACUCGCAAUGAGAAGCUGAAAAACCCAAAGGUGGAGAAGGCAGAGAUUCUGGAGAGCGUGGUCCAGUUCCUGCAAACUGAGAAGGAGGUUCUGUCCAGGGAUCAGACAUGUGUCCGGCAGAACAACUACCAUGACGGGAUGAGGUCGUGUCUGCUGAGGGUCAGCCAUUUCAUAGCCAAGAGCCAGGACUUGGAGGAAACUGGUGCAGAGAUGGUCCAGGGUUCUGCUGCUUCUCCUGAGCCUCUUAAUCAAACUUCCUCCCUCGGACACAUGCACAACAAGGCACUGAUCCCCGCACCUUCUCGUGACUCUGCUCCUCUGGCUGCUCAACAUCUGCCCCGCCAGCACCGCCGGCACGGUAUCUCUCACCCGUACCUCAGCCAGAGAACUGGCCUCCACACCUGUGAGACCAGGAAGCUGCUCUCCAGUCCCUCAUCGUGCACGCACAUCACUGAUCCAGUGUGGAGGCCAUGGCCUCAGUAAGACACACCUGGACACAUGCGGACUGUGUAAAUAUCUGUUUCAUUGUACAGCCUGAAAUCUCUUGUACAGUUAGAGAACAUUUUCUAUGAAAUAUGUCACGUGUAAGAUGAUAUUUUCCACUUUACUGUGGUGCCCCCC